Gracilinanus agilis (Agile Gracile Mouse Opossum) is the source of this 2830-nucleotide messenger RNA. RefSeq names its product zinc finger protein 883-like. The record is from RefSeq and is a predicted model, not a curated record. The transcript is spliced from 6 exons. Bases 158 to 2119 code for a protein of 653 amino acids. NCBI's taxonomy places the organism in Eukaryota, Metazoa, Chordata, Mammalia, Didelphimorphia, Didelphidae. Gene Ontology annotation, biological process: regulation of DNA-templated transcription.
UCCCCGCUUUUGCGACGGGAAGACGGCCUGAGAGUCCCGGGGAGGCCGGCGCAGGGAGCUGAUUCCGACGGACGUCUCGGGUUGAGGGCUGCCUUCCCCGGCCUCAGCCCUUCCAGAGGACCCAGAAGGGGGCCCAAGUGGCCAGCGCCUCCCCACUAUGCCGCAGCGGCCGGUGACGUUCGGGGACGUGUCUGUGGACUUCAGCCGGGAGGAGUGGCGGCGCCUGAGCCCGGCCCAGAGGCUGCUCUACCGGGACGUGAUGCUCGAGAACUUCGGGAACCUGGUCCUCCUGGGCCUGGCCGUGUCGAAACCGGAGCUGAUCCGCCGCCUCGAGAGGGGAGAAGCCCCCUGGCCACCCGGGCGCCGGGCCACGGGUCCAGGUGCCCAUAGUCAGGAGACAAGGUGGGAUGGUGACAUCUUAACUUCAAAGCAGGGCAUUUGUGUAGGAGCACCUUCUAAGGAAAGAAUGGACAAGAACUGGUAUUCCAAGAUGGGAGAAACUUGGGAGGAUGACAGCAGGUCAGGGAGACAGAAGUGCAACCAGGAGAGACAGUCUAAACAAGUAACAGGCAAUAACAGAAAACCGUUUAACAAGGUGAGUAUGCCUGAAGGUAAUACACUUGGAAGAAGUUUGAAUCUGGGCCCAGUCUUUGUUACUCAACAGAGAAGUCCUACAGGGAAGAGUCUCCAAAAUUCUUCACUGGCAAAGAGCAUCAAACAGAUUUCAGAACUAUUUAAAUGUAAUAGAAUCCCCCUUGGGAAAAUGCUUUGUAAGUAUAAUAAAUUCGGGAAGUCCUUCAGUUAUCAUUCUGAUCUCGUUCAGUUUCAUAGACAGUAUACUGGUGAAAAGCUAUAUGAACGUAACGAACAUGGGAAAGCCUUCGGCAAAAGGUCAUAUCGCACUCAGCGUCAAAAAAUUCGCAGUAGAGAGAAACGUUACAUAUGUAAUGAAUGUGGGAAAGCCUUUAGUCAGUGGGGAAGUCUUAUUGAUCAUCUAAGAAUUCAUACUGGAGAGAAACCUUUUCAGUGUAACGAAUGUAAGAAGACCUUCAGCCAGAGGGGAACUCUUAUCAGACAUCAUAGAAUUCAUACUGGAGAGAAGCCCUUUGAAUGUCACGAAUGUGGGAAGGCCUUUGGCAACAAUUCCUGCCUUAUACUGCAUCAGAGAAUUCAUACUGGAGAGAAGCCUUAUAUAUGCAAUGAAUGUGGAAAAGCCUUCAGUGGGCGGCAAAACAUGAUCCAUCAUCAGAGAAUUCACACAGGAAAGAAACCAUAUCAGUGUAAAGAAUGUGGAAAGGACUUUAGACACAGGGCAUCCUUCGUUUGUCAUCAGAGAAUGCAUACCGGAGAAAAGCCUUUUCACUGUAAUGAAUGUGGGAAGGCAUUUAGGAGGAAGGAAAACCUUACAGCUCAUAGGAGAAUUCAUACUGGAGAGAAGCCCUUUGAAUGUAAUGAAUGUGGGAAAACUUUCAGCAACAAUUCUUGCCUUACUUUACAUCAAAGAAUUCACACCGGAGAGAAGCCUUAUAAAUGUAACGAUUGUGGGAAAGACUUUAGGCAGAAAUCAUACCUUUCUCUCCAUCAGAGAAUUCACACUGGGGAAAAACCUUAUCAUUGUAAUGAAUGUGGAAAAGCUUUCAUUGGGAGGGGACAACUCAAUACACAUAAAAGAAUUCAUACUGGAGAGAAACCCUUUGAGUGCAAUGACUGUGGGAAGGCCUUCAGCCGAAAGGAACAUCUUACUGCCCAUGAGAGGACUCACACUGGGGAGAAACCCUAUCAGUGUAAAGAAUGUGGGAAGACCUUUAGCCAGAACUCACACCUUACAGUACAUCAGAAAACUCACACUGGAGAGAAACCAUUUUUGUGUAACGAUUGUGGAAAAGGAUUCAGCUAUAGGACCUCCCUUAUUUCACAUCAGAGAAUUCAUACUGGAGAGAAGCCCUUUGAGUGUAGUGUAUGUGGAAAAAACUUUAGUCAUAGACCGUCACUUAUUAAACAUCAGAUAAUUCAUACUGGAGAGAAACCUUUUGAUUGUCUUAAAUGUGGGAAAAACUUUACCCACAGAUCAUCAUUUAUUAAACAUCAAAGAAUUCAUAAUGGAGAGAAACCCUACUAGAAUGAAUGAACAAAAACUUUUAACCAGAGAGGAAAAUGAUUUUAAUGCUGAAGAAGCAGCUUCUGAUUAUGGAAUGUGAAAGCCUUUGGCAUGGUUCUUGCCUCCUUAGAGACUUCAGAGAGAGAAAGGAGAGAGGCAGCCUGAUAUGUAGAGUCAGGAAGACCUCAGUUCAAGUCCUGUCUCUCAACAUUUUCUAAUCAUGUGACCCUGAAAAAAAUCAAAAUCAGCCUCAGUUUCCAAAUCUGUAAAAUGGAGAUGAUUGCGCCUACCUCGCAAGAUUGUUGUGAGGAUAAAAAGAGAUAAUAUAUGUAAAGCACUUUGCAGUCCUUAAAGCACUAUGUAACUGUGCUGUUAAUUUGAUCCCGGUUUAGAAACUACAGAAAAGUCAAGACUGGGCAAAGCCUUUUUCCUGAUUUGGUAUCCUACUACACAUCAGAGAAUUCAUCCUGGUGAAAACAAUUCCCUAACUUUACUGAACGAGGAAUAGUCUUUUUUUUUUUUAAUUAAAGUUUUAUUUUUGUUUAAUUUACAGAAAUCUGUUUUCUUUCCCUCUCAUCCCUCCACCUCAUCAGGGCAAAAAAGGAAAAAAAAAUUCCUUGAAACAGAUAUGCCAAAUCAAACAGAACAAAAUCUCCCUUUGCCUGCUAAAAAAUGUGUCUCAUUCUGCACUCUGAAUCCAUUCUCCCCACCUCCAAUAGAAGGCAGAUAGCA